CGCGCAAACCCCCUCCCCCCACCACGCCCCCUUCUCUUCACGAUCAGACCCCCUCUCUCUCCCUCAACACUCUCUCUCCCUCUCGGACACCAAUCUCCCUCUCCGACUCUGAUCUCGCUCUCCGACUCUGAUCUCUCGUAGGUGAGCUCUCUUUGUGGUGCGCGAUAGAUCGGCUUCGACUCCUCCUGGAAUGGCAAAGAAACGUCUCAAGCUUUGCUCUGUAGAGGGUGAUGUGGAGAUACCGACACAAUGCCCUAAACAGACUCGAGAAUUUUCACUUCCGCACCAACCAGAUGCCGAGACGCAUGAAAUGGAUGAUGAUGUCGACCAAGUAGAUUCUAAUGAAGUGGAAAUUUGUAUCACUGGUGGGUCAUCUGCACGUGGAAAACGAGGGGUCACUCGUAUGUCUGACAUUUGGAAUUUGCCUUCUAAUCAACGGAUUAUGUUGAAAUAUAAUAACUAUUUUCAGCCCAUUGAUAAAGAAGGCAGCAUUCUUCAUAGAUUUAUGGGUACUGUAGUCAGGAAGCCAAAUCUAGCUCCAAUUGAUUACUUGAGUUGGCGUAAGAUGGAUGUUAAGUACAAAAAUUCUUGUUGGGAAGUUCUUGAGUCAAAGUUUGAAUUCCCGAGAGAUCCAACAACAAGAGAAAAGAUUCGGCAUAACACAAUAAAGAAGCUUGGCGAUCUUUGGAGAAAUUACAAGUGCGAGUUGAAAGCGAAAUAUUAUGAUGAAUCACGAAAAAGGAAGGAGAUUUUAGCUAGGGCACCACCAUCUGUUAAUCAUGCCCAAUUUGCUAGAUUAGUUGAUUAUUGGCGUUCUGAUGAAGCGAAGAGAUGGAACCUAUUUGCUAAAAUUGGGGCAAUAUGCUUGCAGGAACGUAGUAGAAAAAAUAAAGAAAAUAGAGAUAAAAAAAAGGACUUUCAUACUGGUGGUUCAAAAUCAAUAGCACAGUAUGCAUUUGAGAUGGAGAAGCAUGGAGAAGUUCCAAGUAGGGGAAAGCUUUAUAUUGCGCUUCAUCAACAAAAAAAUGGAGAGCCUGUUACAAAGCGCGCCAAAAAAAAUAUUAAGAAGUUGAAGAAAUUAAUGCAAAAAGAAUCGGAUGUCACUCAAGGCAGCUCAGGAGGUAGCUCAAUGUGGGCGGCUGAUGAUGCAUAUUCUAAAGUGAUUGGCCAAGAUCGCCAUGGUCGUGUUCGUGGUGUGGGAUUUGGUCCAACACCCUCUAUGCUAAGUGACGUAUCGUCAAACAAUUCUCAUCAAUUAAAGAUCAUUUCAAUGGAAGAAAUUUUAAGAGAUAAAGAUAGAGAAAUAUAUGACCUUAAGGAGAGAUUAGCUUCUAUAGAGGCCAAAGUAGAUAUGCUUUUUUCAAAGCAGUCGGAUGCUCAAUCUUCAAAGGUUCAAGAUGUUGAUGGUAGAGCUGAUUGUGACACUCAAAGAGAAAGUGGAAUUUAAUUGUAAGAUGUUUCGAGUUAAAGAUCCUAAAGUGAGUCUUGAUUUCUACUCUCGUGUGUUGGGGAUGAAGUUAUUGAAGCGACUGGAUUUCCCUGAAAUGAAAUUCAGCUUGUAUUUUCUUGCCUACGAGGAAUUUUCAAAAAAGAGGAAGGAUUGGUGUUUCAUGCGGAGUGAAUUCAUAAAAUAAGUUGAAGAACUCGUAGAAAACUUUGAUUUCAUAUGGAUUUUAUUUCUUUUAGAUUGAAAACUUCUUUGAAUAAAAGUUUUGAUUGACAGUUCUGUUUUUACUCUACAAACUCCUAUUUGAUUAAAUGAUUUGACUUCUCUUGUUUGACAAUUGUCGUAUGUAAUCAAAUUUAAAUUUGUUUGGAUGA
This is a messenger RNA of Ananas comosus (pineapple), 1821 nucleotides long. RefSeq lists its product as uncharacterized. The record is from RefSeq and is a predicted model, not a curated record. The transcript is spliced from 11 exons. NCBI's taxonomy places the organism in Eukaryota, Viridiplantae, Streptophyta, Magnoliopsida, Poales, Bromeliaceae. Bases 191 to 1447 code for a protein of 418 amino acids.